Messenger RNA from Exophiala aquamarina CBS 119918, 528 nucleotides. RefSeq lists its product as uncharacterized. NCBI's taxonomy places the organism in Eukaryota, Fungi, Ascomycota, Eurotiomycetes, Chaetothyriales, Herpotrichiellaceae. The coding region runs from base 1 to 528 and encodes 175 amino acids. The record is from RefSeq and is a predicted model, not a curated record. The transcript has 2 exons.
AUGAUCAAAACGCAAAUCAACUGGCGACACGUCCCGUUCAGUCGGAUCUUCUACCUGUCCAUGAAUGCGCUGCAGUUGUUGGGAGGCAUCACGACUGUUAGUCUCUGCGGAUCCGAUUUAUCAGAGGGGUCUGUGGCCCAAGGAAGAACGGUCUUUACGCUCGUCGUCGCCGUGCUCUCCAUCAUCACGGCGCUGUCGUUCGCAGCCGAGGUUCUCAUCACCAUGCCGAGUCGUCUGUGGCUGGUGAUAGUUUUUCUAUGGCAAUGGAGCAUCGUGAGUAUGUGGGCCAUCGCCUCGGGUCUCAUGGGAGGCAUCUACCUGCCGCCCGGUCAGGCCAGAAUUCGUGCUGCACUCGGCUUUUCAUUCUUGAAUCUGAUUUUGUGGUUCGUCUGCUCCGCCGUUGGAACCUGGACCUGUUGCACUUCCGGGAGGCAGAAAAAGCAGAAGCAAAAGGAUGUUGUGGAGGGUGGGAAGGAGUUGUCAAUUAGGACUACAACGGAACCUACAGAAAGGGGCUCCCCGUGCUGA